This is a messenger RNA of Strongyloides ratti, 1449 nucleotides long. RefSeq names its product Glutathione synthetase. Gene Ontology annotation, molecular function: glutathione synthase activity; ATP binding; glutathione binding. Bases 1 to 1449 code for a protein of 482 amino acids. The record is from RefSeq and is a predicted model, not a curated record. The transcript is spliced from 2 exons. NCBI's taxonomy places the organism in Eukaryota, Metazoa, Nematoda, Chromadorea, Rhabditida, Strongyloididae. Gene Ontology annotation, biological process: glutathione biosynthetic process. Gene Ontology annotation, cellular component: cytosol.
AUGAAUCUAUAUGAAGAAUUUUCUACAAUUAAAAAUAAUAAUCCAAAAUUAUUUAAUUAUAUAAUUGAUGAAGCUAAAGAUUUUGCUGUUGUUCAUGGAAAUAUAUUACGUUUAUCUAAUUCUAAAGAUUCCAGUGAUAUUGUUCAACAUGCUCCAAUUACAUUAUUACCAAGUCCAUUUCCAAAAAAUCUUUAUAUCCAAGCUUUAAAAGUUCAACCAAUUAUGAAUAAAUUAUAUUUUAAAAUUUCUUUAGAUUAUGAAUUUUUAAAAUCAUCCUUAAAAUGUGUCAUUGAUACAGAUGAUUUUACAAAAAAACUUUUUAAUAUUUAUGAUAUUGUUAUGAAAGAAAGUUUAAAACAACCUAUAACAUUACUUCUUCAAAGAUCUGACUAUUUUUGUCAUGUUAAUACUUCAAAUCCAAAUAAAAUUGUAUAUGAAUUAAAACAAAUUGAGGUAAAUAAUAUUGCAGCAGGAAUGGCUAGUUUAAGUCAAAUAACUACACAAAUGCAUAAACAUAUUCUUAGAAAUUUUUCUAACAUCUAUAAUGAAGAUAAUCAUCCAUCUAAUAGAGGUAAUGAUACUGUAGGUAAAGGUCUUGCUGAAGCAUGGAAAAUGUACGGAAAUACUAAUGCAUAUGUUCUUCAAUUGGUUGAGGAUACCAAUAAAAAUCAACUUGAUCAUCGACAUAUUCAAUAUGCUACAGAUUAUUUUACCUCAUAUAAAUGUAAAACAAUAAGAAUUCCUCUUUCUGAAUGUAGAAAUAGAUUAAAAUUAGGAAAGAAUUAUGAAUUAAUAAUGGAUGAUAUUUAUGAAAUUGGUGUUGUUUAUUUUAGAACUGGCUAUUCACCAGAAAAUUAUAUAGAUGAAGAAGAUUGGAAUAGUAGACUUCUUAUUGAAAAAUCUUGUGCUAUCAAAUCACCAUGGAUAGGUUUACAAUUAGCAAAUACAAAAAGAAUCCAACAAGUGUUAAUAGAGAAUGGUGUUGUUGAAAAAUUUUUAAACGAUAUAGAAGAAAUAAAAGAUGUUAAAAAGACAUUUGCUAUGAUGUGGUCAUUAAAUGAUAAUAUGGAUGAGAUAAAAAAAAAAGUUAUUAAUAAUUGUAAAGAUUAUGUACUUAAAGAACAAUUAGAAGGAGGUGCUGGAAAUUAUUUUGAUGAUGAUAUAAUUGAAAAAAUGAAUGAUGUAGAGAAAUUAAAAUCAUGUAUAUUAAUGGAACGUUUAAAUCCUAUGAAAAGUAAAAAUUAUAUUAUGGUUAGUGGAAAAGAAUAUGAAGAGUCAGAAGUUGUUAGUGAAUUAGGUAUAAUGGGUACUUAUUUAGGAAAUAUUACAACAAAUCAAGAAUAUUUUAACUAUUCUGGAGGAUAUCUUUUAAGAACAAAAAAGUCAAAUGAAACAAAAGGUGGUGUAACAAUUGGAGCUUCAUCCAUUGAUUCAAUAUAUUUAAUUUAA